UGAUACUCUAAAAUCAGCCGUACCGCAACGGCCCAAAUCCCCAAACCCCCACCAUAGGGUGCGUGGAAACCCAUGCUACCGUCCCCGUUUCGUUUCGCGCCUCACCCAGGAACCACAAAUUCUCCCCCUCAAGUUUCAAUUUCAUCACAAAAGUUUGGAGCCAAAACCCCAAGCCUACACGUAUUAGAAUUUAAGUUUAUUUAUUAUUAUAAUUGUAGCUUCUAUUUUUGUAAUUAUGAUUUCGAUUUUAUUUUAAUUUUACAAUUACUAUAAAUACUUAACACAUAAUCAAUUGUCCCAUUGGACGCUCUACACAUCCGAAUCUCUCUCUGCGAAUUCGACAAACCUUUUAUUUUCCCUGAGAAAAUCCUCGGAUUUUCCCGAGAAAGUUGGUUGUCUAAUUUUUAUCGCGGUCGAUUCGGGGAGUGGGUGCGGGGGGUUUUGUUCGAAUUUUUUCUUUUUGUUUUUCGGAGUCUUUGCGAUUCGCCGGGAAAUCGAGUUGUCGGGGCUUGGGUUUUGUUCGCCGUUUUCUGUUCCAUUGCGGGAAUUUAGGGUUUCGCGGAAAAAGUUAGGGCUUAUUGUUGGGAUUUAGGGGUGUUUGGGGAUCGGGAAUUGGAGGACAAAGGGGCGGAGUAGGUGAAUUUUGAGGUGGUUUUGGGAUUUGUUGCUGCGUGGGAGGUGGAAUUUAGGGUUUUGGGUUGGAAAUUGAAUGUGGCUUUGGUGGGUUUGAUGUGUGGAAGAUGAUCAUAAAGCGGACGAUGAAAAUUGAGAUGCCGCAAAUCAAGCGGUGCAAACUCGAACAGCCUGGUGACGACGUUGCUUCUUUGAUAAAACCCAAGAAGCGAAGAAUAGAUGGGAAUGGUCCAGCUGACACGCCUGGCAACGUUGAGGAGGAUAGCAUUGUUGCAGGUUCUUUGUGCACCGAGAUUUCGUACUGUGCCAGCGAAGUGGAGUCGAAUUCGAAGGGCAAGAGGAAAGGAAGGAAUCCAAAAGCGGAGGGUUCUCGUCCUCCAUUAUUGCCGUCUUCGCGAGGUCGUCAUCGGGCACUUCCUUCGCGAUUCAAUGACUCGAUAAUUGAUUCAUGGACGAAGGAGGAUUCAAAGGCUGAUGACAUGGAAUCAAAUCUGGAUGAUUUCGAAGUUGUAGUAUAUGAAAAGGAGAGAAUUGGUACCGGAAGGCAGAAAACUGGCGCAUUGAGAUUAGAGAAACAGCACAAGGAGGAGACAUUUAGAUUGCCAAGUUCAAAUCUCUAUGGACUUUGCGAAAAAGCCGAGGAAGGAGAAGCGGGUUAUGUAGGGUUUAGAGAAUCCGAGAGCAAAAAAUAUUCUUGUUCACAUAGUUCAUUAUCCUCAUUACAUGAUGGCCUUAAUCCACUUGUAGAAGCUAGUGAUUACCCGGGGUUUAACUCCAAAGGUAGGGAGAAAGCAGGGAAGGAUAAAACCGAAAAGCGGAAGGAUUUCUAUAGGCCGGAGGAAUUUGUGUUGGGAGAUAUAGUGUGGGCGAAAUCAGGCAAGAGAUAUCCAGCUUGGCCUGCAAUUGUGAUUGACCCUGUGUUUGAAGCACCAGAAGCGGUGUUGAGUUCUUGUGUUGCUGAUGCAAUUUGUGUCAUGUUCUUUGGAUAUUCCAAAAAUGGAAAACAAAGGGAUUAUGCUUGGGUCAAACACGGGAUGAUAUUUCCAUUUCUAGAAUAUCUGGACAGAUUUCAAGGGCAGACCCAGUUGCACAAGAGCAAGCCGAGUGAUUUUCGGGAGGCAAUUGAGGAGGCAUUUCUAGCCGAGAACGGUUUUUUUGACACAAACAAUGGGAGUGGACAAUUAUCUCGUACGGAAGAGAAUCCCGUUGGGGUUGAAGAAGCCACUGGUUCAAACCAGGAUCAGGAAUCCCACUCUCAGAACCAGGGUGUAUUCAAUAAUGGGGAGGCACAACCCUGUGAUGGUUGUGGCUGUGUUCUACCAUGCAAAAGUUCGAAAAAAAUGAACAAUUCAACUGGUGAAACCCAGCUUUUAUGUAAACAUUGUGCUAAGUUGCGAAAAUCAAAACAAUUCUGUGGUGUAUGCAAGAAGACAUGGCAUCACUCAGAUGGAGGCAAUUGGGUAUGUUGUGAUGGUUGUAAUGUCUGGGUGCAUGCUGAAUGUGAGAAAAUUUCUACCAAACGUUUGAAGGAUCUGGAGGACAUUGAUUAUUACUGUCCUGACUGCAAAGCUAAAUUCAAUUUUGAAUUAUCAGAUUCAGAUAAAUGGCAGCCCAAAGUCAACAGGUGUAUAGAAAAUAAUGGACCUCCUGUGCUGCCUGACAAGUUAGCUGUUGUGUGCACAGGAAUGGAAGGAAUAUAUCUUCCAAAUCUUCAUGUGGUUGUUUGCAAGUGUGGUUCAUGUGGCACAAGGAAGCAAACACUUAGUGAAUGGGAAAGGCAUACGGGUUCUAGAGCUAAAAAAUGGAAGGCGAGCGUUAAAGUAAAGGAUUCUUUAAUACCACUGGAAAAAUGGCUUGCAGAGUAUACUACACAUGGUAUCAAUCCUCUGAAGUUACAAAAACAGCAGUUAUUUUCCUUUUUGAAAGAGAAGUAUGAACCUGUUCACGCAAAGUGGACAACAGAAAGAUGUGCUAUUUGUAGAUGGGUUGAGGAUUGGGACUAUAACAAGAUGAUCAUCUGCAACAGGUGUCAAAUAGCUGUCCACCAAGAAUGCUAUGGGGCAAGAAAUGUUAAAGAUUUUACUUCAUGGGUUUGCAGAGCAUGUGAAACACCUGAUGCUAAAAGAGAGUGCUGUCUUUGUCCUGUAAAAGGGGGUGCUCUAAAGCCUACUGAUGUUGAAGGACUGUGGGUUCAUGUCACGUGUGCUUGGUUUCGGCCUGAAGUUGCUUUCUUGAAUGAUGAGAAAAUGGAGCCUGCUGUUGGAAUUCUUAGAAUUCCAUCUACUUCAUUUUUGAAGGUUUGUGUAAUUUGUAAGCAGACUCAUGGAUCCUGCACACAAUGUUGCAAGUGUGCCACUUAUUUUCAUGCAAUGUGUGCAUCAAGAGCAGGAUACAGCAUGGAAUUGCAUUGUGGGGAGAAGAAUGGAAGACAAAUUACGAAAAAGUUAUCAUAUUGUGCUGUUCACAGGGCUCCAAACGCAGAUACGGUUUUAGUUGUACGUACUCCUUCAGGGGUGUUCUCUGCCCGAAAUCGACAAAACCAGAAACGUGAUCAGAGCUUCAGGGGGUCAAGGCUUGUUUCAUCCAGAAGACCGGAACUUCCUGUAUCCUUGGCAUUAGAGACUAAUGAGUUGGAGCCACUGUCUGCUGGAAGAUGCCGGGUCUUCAAAAGAUCAAUCAAUAAUGUGGGUGCAGGGGCAAUAUUCCACCGACUGAUGGGGCCAAGGCAUCAUUCUUUGGAUGCAAUAGAUGGCUUGAGCUUGUACAAAGAAUUAGAAGAUCCGCAAACAUUUUCUUCAUUCAAGGAACGCCUUUACCACUUGCAGAGAACUGAAAAUCACCGGGUUUGUUUUGGCAAAUCUGGAAUACAUGGAUGGGGCCUCUUUGCACGUCGGAGCAUUCAAGAAGGAGAAAUGGUUAUUGAGUAUCGUGGUGAGCAGGUGAGGCGCAGUGUUGCAGAUCUUAGGGAGGCAAAGUAUCGAUUAGAAGGCAAAGAUUGUUAUCUGUUUAAGAUCAGUGAGGAAGUAGUGAUUGAUGCUACAAACAAGGGGAAUAUUGCACGCCUAAUCAACCAUUCUUGCUUCCCCAACUGUUAUGCAAGGAUCAUGAGCGUGGGUGAUGAAGAGAGUCGGAUAGUCCUAAUUGCAAAGAUCAAUGUCUCAGCAGGGGAUGAGCUUACGUACGAUUACUUGUUUGAUCCAGAUGAACGUGACGAAUCCAAAGUCCCCUGCCUAUGUGGAGCUCCAAACUGCAGGAAAUUCAUGAAUUAGGUUAUUAUACUAAUACCAUCAUGGAAGCCCAGUUUCUUUUUUAGCAGAAAGGGGUACUGAUCCAUCUCCCAACCCAGUGAGAGAAUGGGUCACACAGUUGUUUUCUUUUUUGGUGAUCAAGCAUAUUGAGCUUGAAAUUUUCUUUUUUAAUUGGAUUCUUCAUACCUCAAUUUAUCCUGUAAUCUUUUUCAGCUGCAAUAAAAUGUAAAUUCUCCAGCA
Molecule: messenger RNA, 4121 nt
Organism: Vitis vinifera (wine grape)
Lineage: Eukaryota; Viridiplantae; Streptophyta; Magnoliopsida; Vitales; Vitaceae
Product: histone-lysine N-methyltransferase ATX4
Exons: 23
Coding region: 741-3902 (1053 amino acids)
Biological process (GO): regulation of transcription by RNA polymerase II
Molecular function (GO): protein binding
Source: RefSeq, a predicted model, not a curated record